Messenger RNA from Zootoca vivipara (common lizard), 1921 nucleotides. The record is from RefSeq and is a predicted model, not a curated record. Lineage: Eukaryota; Metazoa; Chordata; Lepidosauria; Squamata; Lacertidae.
CUGCCUCACGGAGUCUCCCGCAACCAAUGUCUCCCUCUGAUUUCUUGGACAAGCUUAUGGGCCGAACGUCGGGGUACGAUGCCCGCAUCAGACCCAAUUUCAAAGGCCCACCCGUCAACGUGACAUGCAACAUCUUCAUCAACAGUUUUGGUUCAGUCACCGAAACAACCAUGGACUACCGCGUCAACGUCUUCCUGAGGCAGCAGUGGAAUGACCCCCGCCUGGCCUACCGGGAAUACCCCGACGACUCCCUGGACCUCGACCCCUCCAUGCUGGACUCCAUCUGGAAGCCGGACUUGUUCUUUGCCAACGAGAAGGGCGCCAACUUCCACGAGGUCACCACCGACAACAAGCUCCUGCGCAUCUUCAAGAAUGGCAACGUGCUCUACAGCAUCAGGCUGACACUAAUCCUUUCCUGCCCCAUGGACCUCAAGAACUUCCCGAUGGACAUCCAGACCUGUACGAUGCAACUGGAGAGUUUUGGCUACACCAUGAACGACCUGAUCUUUGAGUGGGUGAAGGAGCAGGAAGCCGUGCAGGUGGCCGAAGGCUUGACACUCCCUCAGUUCAUUCUGCGGGAUGAGAAGGACCUGGGCUAUUGCACAAAGUCUUACAACACAGGGAAGUUCACCUGCAUUGAGGUGAAGUUUCACCUGGAGAGGCAGAUGGGCUACUACCUGAUCCAGAUGUACAUCCCCAGCCUGCUCAUCGUCAUCCUUUCCUGGGUCUCCUUUUGGAUCAACAUGGAUGCUGCCCCAGCCCGGGUGGGCCUUGGCAUCACCACGGUGCUAACCAUGACCACGCAGAGCGCGGGCUCCCGGGCAUCUCUGCCAAAGGUCUCCUACGUCAAAGCCAUUGACAUCUGGAUGGCUGUCUGCCUCCUCUUCGUCUUUGCCGCCUUGCUGGAGUACGCCGCUGUCAACUUCGUCUCCCGCCAGCACAAGGAGUUCAUGCGCUUGCGCCGAAGGCAGCGGCGGCAGCAGAUGGAGGAAGAGGUUGUCCGCGAGAGCCGCUUCUACUUCCGGGGCUACGGCCUGGGCCACUGCCUGCAGCACAUGAAGGACGGUGGGGCAAUGGAAAGUCUUGACAUCUACAGGCCGCCCCCUCCCACCUCGCUCCUGAGGGAGGGCGAGACGCUCCGGAGGCGCUACCUGGACAGGGCCAAGCGCAUCGACACCAUCUCUCGGGCGGUCUUCCCCCUCACCUUCCUGGUCUUCAACAUCUUCUACUGGGUGGUCUACAAAGUGCUUCGCUCAGAGGACGUCCACCAAGCCACACCCUGAGCUCUUACCAGGACUCGGAAGCUAAGCCACAAGGACCUUGGGAGCUGCAUUCUGUCUGGCGUUCACCUUGCAAAGCAUCGGGGCGUUGAUCUCUCUCUCUCCCCCACGCCCUUCGUGUUUCCUGGACACAAGUUUCCCAGUGCUGGCCAAGAAAACUGGCGAGCUGUGCAUGGCAUGAGAAGGUCCAAAGCGGAGCUUGCUCUCACUUCUUCCUCCAGUACCUCCACCACCGGAGCAUAGCAUUUAAGGGUGGGGCAUGUUUCUCAAAGUGCUGACGCUCCUGUCCCAGGGAUUUUAAGAUGCCACCAGCCUGUUGGAGGCACCAACAUUUCUGCUCUAGACCUGUGUUGCUGUUCCAAAGCCCCUGCAAGGAGGUGGGAGAGUAAGUGGGACUCAGUUUUACAGCUCUGCAGCAUAGCGUGCUUCCACCGCCGCCCUUGCCAUCUAACCCACAAUCCCACCGACACUCAGCCAGCAUAGUCCAACAGAGGAUCUUCUUCGAGGAGGGCGUUUCCCAGUCACACAGCAUGGUCCUUACAUCAGCUGGGCUCCUGCCCUGCAUUAGCAGCAUGGAUAUGUCUUGUAAACAACGCCACUUCCUGCCAUCUCCCCAGCCCCAACACCACCCACAGAUCUGG